AUUCAAUCAUAAAAAUUCACUAAUAAACUAGUCGAAUAGAAUUUAUUGUAAUAAUUAUAUGUAACAAUAGUCAGUGAUGUCAAUAUCCACUUUGAUGAAUUACAUAUGUUGAAGAUCAUGAGACAUGGGAGGAACACCGCAAAUAUUCAGUAGAAAAUUAUUUGUUGUCAGACAGAAAAGUAAGUUUUAGGGAGAAAAUAUUUCAUCGUUGAAUCAUUACUUCAAUUCAGCCACAAUUGACGUCAAUAGUACGUCAACGUAUCUAGAAUUUCCACUAAGGUCCCUCAAUAAACACUAAGAAUAUUAAAGGACACAAAUACAUUUACAUGAUAGUAGUUGAAGAAAGUCAUGAAAAAAAAUUAUUCAGCCUCAUUACAUAAUCUUUUGCGCAGAACUAGUUUUUUUUUAAUUCCUCGCUUACGAAUAACCUCUAAAAACCUCUCGAUAUAGCUUCAUUGCAAGUGGCAUUUCAUUAAAAACAACAAAAGCUGGAGAAUUUUCUUGAAUUUUCCAGAGAAAUGUCGAAAUGUCCUUUGAGUUUCUUCAAAAUUUCUCCAACUGCUGGAAUUUAUGUUGACCAUUAUGAACGUACGAAGAGUUAUGAUAUUGAGGUAUCCCCCGUUACAAUUAAAAAAUCAAAAAUUUCGUGUAGGCACUUUUCAUUAAAUUCAAGGGGUGACCGUUUCCUUUAUUAACAACACACGAUAAUUUUUUUCUGUAAAUCCAUAAAGACUAACUUUUGUGUGGUACAGUAUCGCGAGUCCUAAAAACCUGAGAAAAAAGCAUAACAGUCGACUCUCCCAACAUUCCAUAAUCUUCAACAAAUUGAAAAUUCCCCAUCACCUCCUGAAAAUUCCCCCUAACCGAGAUAUACUCCCCUCCUCAACCCCUUGUGCAUAACAUUCUGAUAAAAAUAGCUGCGUCUGUAAUCUGAGACGUAUCUGAAAAUAACUAUCCACCUCGCACACGCCACAAAGCCAACUCCACGCUAAUGGAGGGAUAAUCCCGAGGCAACAUCAGUCUCACUUCUUGCUCCACCUCUGUAAUAAAGAAUUCCCUCGCAACCGUCAAAUUUAAAAUCAAGAAACACAAGAAAAAAUUCCCCAGAAUCACUAACCCCCAACCAUCAUCACCCAAAAGCAAUCUAUCGUUAUUUGGAUAUCCUGGGUGAAUUUCAGGUGGCAAAAUCCCAGAAUUAAUAAUAGCCGCGUGUGAGAGGGUACAAAGAGAACAUUGACAAAGUUACUCAUUUCUCCCCCCCUUUCCCCUAACAACCGAAAGUGUCGAGUGGUGAAAGGGCAAGGCUAGAAAGAUCAUCGAGAGGCAAGCCAGGAGUGGUGCCAGUACCAUCUUAACUCUCGUGCUUCAAUCGAACCGAAAAUGAGUAUCCCAGAGGGUGUGACAAAAUGUGCGUCAAUAUUGAAGAUGGUAAGCAGCGAUUCGGAAAAAUUUGCUGCCCUGUUCAUGGUGACCAAGUUAGUGGACAAAAAUUGUAGUGUCGAAGCGAAGAAGCUUCUGUUCGAGGCGAUCGGCUCGAAAUUCCUUAAGAAGCUAUUGAUGAGUGAAGAAGUACCAGUUGACUGUCCCCCCCAGGUCUGUAAAUCGGUGGCCCUGUCCAUUCUGUCAGCAUUUUGCGUUGAACCAGAGCUUGCAUCGCACAAGGAGAUGAUAGUCCAGGUGCCGGGUCUAUUGGAGAUUGUCUCCCAGUCUGACGAGGACUCCUCUGACGACAAUCUGAUAGCAGUUAGUGAGGCUUACACAGUGCUCCAGGCCAUUGCCCAGCAGCCACCUGGACAGAAGGCCCUGCUGGAAGAGAGGGCAAUACCGAGAAUGUGUGAAAUCUACUCGGAGAAGAGCUUCCAGACAGACGAGGCUCUAAACAUUCUGGUGACACUUGUCUCAAGACUGGGGCCAGAUGCUUGGGAUGCCACUGAUACAGCCCCUUUUCACGGAAUUAUGAACAAAAUAGCUCUGGACUUUGAGACUGAUCAUUCAGAGAGAAAAUUUGAAUUGUGCCCGAUCCUCCAGGCACUGAUAUCGUCAUCCCGAAAGGAGGCAGUUGCUGAUACUUCCAAGGACGAGUCGUGGCCGCAGAGCCUCAACAAGGGCCUGUCAGAUAUUCUCUGCUCGAAGAUUGGGAAGAACCAGAGGGAUCCGGCGUUGAAGUUGGCGGCGGCCAUUUUGGAGGUGUUGGGGGCAGAGUGGGCGCUAAUGGACGAGGAGAAGCCCAAGGUUCUUUUUCUCAUGCUGAUACAGCUGGCCUCCAUCGAAAUAAGGAUGCAACUGGAGGGAAAACAGCUGAAAACUGUCGUCCAAAAUGGCGAACUCAUAACUGCGUGUUUCAUCAUCUUAGAGAUAUGCUUGUCCUAUAUCACCUCUGAUCAGCUGGACCUCGAGCAGAAGGAGAAACAGUCCCUCUACACUGCACUGAAGGGUGCAUUCUCAGCUGUGAUUGGACUACUCACAUCAGUCUCCAAAAUGAAAGAGCUCACUGAUAUCAAAGAACGCGUUUUUGUGUGUGCUAUGGUGAGGGUUCUGGCAGCCUGGCUAGCUCAGGAAACAUCAGCAAUGCGACCUCAAGUUUACGCUAUUCUUCCGUUCAUAAUGUCGGUGGCCAAUGAUACCUUCUACGCCAACAGAAAUCGAAAAAUGGCGGAGAAAGCCAGGGCCACUGCAAGAUCCGAGGAGGGAGGAUCCCCUAUGGAGUGCGUUCAUGAUCCUCUUAGUGAAGUUGAUGUACUACGAGUGAUGCUGCCCGCCCUGUGUUAUCUGGCGGUUGAGGAAGAGGCGAGGAAAAUUCUGCUGAAGCACAAGCAGGAGGAGGUACUAUUUGAGUGCCUCUCGUAUCACUGGACCAUUGUUCAUUAUAAAAAACCACCGGUGCCGAGAUCGGAGCGUCUCAAGGCCCUCAAGGAACCCCAGAGGGAACUCGACCCAAAAACUCUUGAAGAAAUGAAGGACUCUAGAGCUGCUAUGGUCUCCAUAUGCAAUGUUCUCAUGAAUAUUACUGUCCUCGAGGCAAAACUAGUCGAACAGUCGGCCACGUUCGUGUCAAUCCUCAAGUUUAUUUUUAAUAAUCUACCAGAACUCAAGCAGACCAGUGAAAAUCUCGUUCUUCAUGGACAUCUUGCUGUUCUUGGACUUCUUCUACUCAAGCAACAGGCCAAACUUGUGAAGAAAAAUGAUUUCAGUAUUUGUCGGUAUAUUCAGGCGACCAUCAGGUUUUUAUGGGAUGCCUACGUUGUCGACGAAAGCAGUGAUCCCACGGAGCUUGUAGUAGCCAUGUUUUAUAAGGAACACUGGAUGGAAAUUAUGGAGCUUUGGUUCCUUGGCAUGCAGACCAUGGCCGGAGUUUUUCCACUCAUACCCUGGUUGACGGAGUUCGCUAUUGAGUCAGGAUGGAUCGAGGGCAUGAUCGAGAUCCUCAAGAAGGUUAGGGUUGGCUCCUUACCACCCAAUGUCAAGUCUGCUUAUGAAGAUUUACUCUGUCAUCUUGUCAAAGCUGAUUCCAAUGUUGUCUCGGUUUUGAAGAAAAAUGGGGCACUCACUGUUUGUAGAAAUCAUCGUAUGAUGGAGCUCGGUAAAAGUCUAUUUGGAGACUAGAUUUUUUUUCUUUUGAGCCACAGUUGUUUUCUCGAAUUGCUUGUUUUCUCAUACUCGAUGUACAAAUAGGCAUUUACCAUUGAAAUUGUUACACCCACUUUUUUCAACUGUUUCAUCGGCUGGUGAGGAGAAUUUAAACAUUUAUGUGCGAUUUUUUUGAUUGAUACCGAUUGAGAGGAUUGAUGGAAAAAAAUGUAGCGUAAUCUUUUUUUAAUUAAAAGUAUAAAAUUUUUGUAAAAAA
Messenger RNA from Diachasmimorpha longicaudata, 3844 nucleotides. It is a transcript of the gene Neurochondrin, whose product is annotated as neurochondrin homolog. Gene Ontology annotation, biological process: neuron projection development; regulation of neuronal synaptic plasticity. Bases 1381 to 3603 code for a protein of 740 amino acids. Gene Ontology annotation, cellular component: dendrite. The transcript has a single exon. Lineage: Eukaryota; Metazoa; Arthropoda; Insecta; Hymenoptera; Braconidae. The record is from RefSeq and is a predicted model, not a curated record.